GAUGGUCUAUCCUAUGCCCAAUUAUGAGCAUGAAUUAUGAACAGCGAUUGAAGAGGCAAUUACUAAAUCCAAAGCAUAAGAAUGAAUUAUUAGAUGUUGAUGGAUUGGCGUGUGAGGGCAAUGAAUCAGGGAGCACCGGAAUUUUGACAAACUCUGUUAUUUCUCUCACAAGUCUCAGCCACUGGUUUGCUAUAAAUUGAUCACUGUUAUCUCUCUUCCUUUCCCACCACUUUCUAUCAUCAGAGCCUCUUUCUGAUCUUGCUUUUCUCACCCCACGCAUUCAACCGUCGUUAUUGCUUCUUCUCGGGGUAUCAUCGAGAAACAAACUUUGUUAAUCAUUCUCACCUUCCACUUUCUUCUAGCCCUUUUCUUCAAUCUAACUCUACCAACAAUCUUUUUCUUUUUUCCUCACUGUAAAUUCCUAUUUGUUGAGCCAAUCUUCCCCUUUAUUGAUUCCUUAAGUCACAUAGUAUCGUAUGACAUUUUUAUAUUUCGUUUAGUUUAUUUCAAGGAAAGGCUCAUUUUAUUGCCAGCCAUGACCGAGGUCCUCCAUUCCUCAUCCCAUUUCUCUUCCACCUCAACGAGAAGCUCUUCCUCUUCGUCUUCCCUGUCGCGUGCGCCCCUGUCUUCAUUGUCUUGCGCAACCCCUCCCGGCGAUGGCAUUUUCAUUAUUGGUGACCAAGAACCUCCGUCGCCGUCUUCGCUAGCCGUGGAGGGUUGUUCAACGGCGACGGGCUGUGACACGGAGGAGCUGGAGGAGAGGGACAAGCGCCGGACGGAACAGCUUUCUGUUUUGACGCUUGUUGUGGCCCUUUUCAGGAAAUCCUUGCUUGCCUGUAAGAGUGGGAGGAGGGAGCUGUGCGCGAUGGAGAUCGGACGGCCUUCCAAUGUGCGACAUGUUGCACAUGUCACGUUCGAUAGAUUCAAUGGUUUCUUGGGUUUGCCUGUCGAGUUCGAACCUGAAGUGUCCAGAAGGCCUCCUAGUGCCAGUGCAACUGUUUUUGGAGUUUCGACGGAGUCCAUGCAGUUAUCGUAUGACUCAAGAGGGAACAUUGUGCCAACAAUUCUGUUACGAAUGCAGAAGCGUUUAUAUGCUCAAGGAGGGUUGCAGGCAGAAGGGAUUUUCAGAAUCAAUGCAGAAAAUAGUCAAGAGGAAUAUGUUAGGGACCAAUUAAAUAGUGGAGCGAUGCCACAGGGCAUUGAUGUACAUUGUUUGGCAGGGCUCAUCAAGGCUUGGUUUCGGGAGCUGCCCAGAGGCAUUCUGGAUUCUUUAUCCCCCGAACGGGUGAUGCAAUGCCAGAUUGAGGAGGAAUGUGCUGAACUAGUGAGGCAUCUACCUCCUACUGAAGCUGCCCUCUUGGACUGGGCCAUCAAUCUGAUGGCUGAUGUUGUACUACACGAACAUAUCAACAAGAUGAAUGCACGCAAUAUUGCCAUGGUUUUUGCGCCAAACAUGACUCAGAUGGCAGAUCCUUUAACUGCAUUAAUGUACGCAGUCCAAGUGAUGAAUUUCUUAAAGACACUUGUAAUAAGGACCCUCCGAGAAAGAAAGAAUUUGUCGGUAGAUUCUUCUCCUCAAUUUCAUUUUGAGCCUUCCGAUGAGAAUGGACACCAUAGCCCUUUGCAGUCCUGCCAGCAAGAUGCUAAUGAAGAAAGUGAAGAUGCACAGGAAAACUUCAUUUUUAGAACUGUCCAAGAAUGUUCCCCCAACUCUCCUCACCAAAGCAUUAACUUAACUGGAGAAGAAUCUGGCAGUUUGUUAGCCUCUUCUGAGCAUCUAGUUUGUGAUGGAGGUUUACGUUGUAAGUUUUCUCCCAAAGGAAAUGCUGGAAAGAGCAAGACCGACCGACCAAGUUAUCCAAAUACUAGGAGGAAGCCCAAAAAGGCCACGGUCCAACAACCUACGAUUCAUGGAAAGGUGCCUGUUGAGAGGAGGGGGAUUAGGAAUCUGAGUCGGUUGGAUUCAAGAUCGGAGAGGAUAGAAGCCUGGAGGUGAAAGAAGCAGAACUGUGCCGUAUGGCUCUGUAAUUUGAAAGUUGGAUUGGGUUGGAAGUUGCAAAAGGAAAUUUGUUUACUGGUUCACUUAUGUUUUCUUUGUUUCUUGGGAUCGCUGAACUUGUCUGAUUUUAGGAAUAGCUCUGUGAUCACUCUAACCAUGUAGUGAAGUCGCAUCAGUUGUGUGUUUACAUUUGCUCAAAGUUUAUUCCUAAACGACCUUUUCUUCA
Prosopis cineraria is the source of this 2225-nucleotide messenger RNA. Its product is annotated as rho GTPase-activating protein 5-like. NCBI's taxonomy places the organism in Eukaryota, Viridiplantae, Streptophyta, Magnoliopsida, Fabales, Fabaceae. The transcript is spliced from 5 exons. Bases 536 to 1996 code for a protein of 486 amino acids. Gene Ontology annotation, biological process: signal transduction. The record is from RefSeq and is a predicted model, not a curated record. Gene Ontology annotation, molecular function: GTPase activator activity.